Messenger RNA from Pseudopipra pipra, 4292 nucleotides. Its product is annotated as basic salivary proline-rich protein 1-like. The coding region runs from base 2035 to 3936 and encodes 633 amino acids. The record is from RefSeq and is a predicted model, not a curated record. NCBI's taxonomy places the organism in Eukaryota, Metazoa, Chordata, Aves, Passeriformes, Pipridae. The transcript has 14 exons.
GCAGCCCCCGAGCCGAGCCGCACGGGGGGGAGUGGGAUUCCCGGGAGCAGUUGGGGUUUCCUAGGAACGUUCAGGGUUCCCCCCGGGAGCAGUCGAGGUCCCCGGGAAGAGCUGGGGCUCUCCCGGGAGCACUUGGGAGCCCCUGGGAGCAGAGGGGGUUCCCUGGAGCAGUCGGGGUUUCCUAGGAACAUUCAGGGUCCCCCCCCGGGAGCAGGUGGGGGUCCCGGGAGCAGUCAAGGUUCCCAGGAACAAUCAGGAUCCCUGGAGCAAUCGGGGUCCCCCGGAAUACCCUGCACCGAUGUUGACCGGGGCACUCAUCACCUCUGCAGCUGCUCAGAUCAUAAUUGUGGGCCCCCCACCUCCAUUUCCAUACUCUUGGAUUACGUGGUUCCACAGACAAUCCCGGACGGAGCCGGGGUCACCGUGACGGCUGGUUACAGCAGGACAGGCUGGGAGAACUGGGAGCAGAGCCAGGGCGUUUGCUGGGCAAACUGGAGCAGAUGAACACACGGAGAUGGAGCCUCGACCUCCACUGUCCCCUGUGUUCUGCUCCCGAGCUCCUGUGCCUGGGAAAUGGGGGACAGACCUGCCGAGGGAGCCUGGCCCAGGCAGAGGGUCAGGGCUGAGCCCCAAACCCAAUAGCUGCACAUUUUUGGGGUGUUUUGUGUGUCAUUUUUAUACUUCUUUUCUGUUACUUAAGCCCAUUCUUAAAUGUAACCUUUACAGUGACUGGUUCCAUAGGUUAUGGAUCUUUAUUCCGAAACAAUCCCUGGUCAGUUCCACUGAGCUCUCCGGGUUGGAAUCCGUGAUACUCAAAUCAGGAAGGGAAGGGUAAGGGGGGUUCCAAGCAGCAUAAAUGGUCCAGUAACUUCUUGGUGGGGUUUCUGUGGUUGCACACUUCCAACACAACACUCCCAACAACCCUACACACGGUGCUUUGCCAUCUUCCACCUUUUAAUCACAGCUACUUCUUCCAUAUGAUCCAACCUCGGUUAUUUUAUCAGACUGUUUGCAACAGUCCUGCCACACUGUCCGUCCACAUUUGUCCCUGCUGCUGCAUCCCCUUCCCAAAUCCCAGCGAGCUAAUUGAUCCACCCAGCUAGUUAAUUGAUUUAGGGCUAUUAGGGGCUCUCAUUAAGGGGCCAGCUGGAGAGCUGUGUGUUAUCUGCCCGGUGGGAGCAGCCUUGGGAAGCAGCCAGCUCCGACGGGCCCAGGGCUGCCCCGGCCCCACACCCGGCACGGCUCGUCUGGAUUCUUGGAAGGGUUUUACUCCCCCUCACACUUCGGGUUUUCCCUUUCAUCCCCUCCUUCGCUGGCGUUUGGGAUCAGCGAGCUCGGCCGGAGCCUCCCUUCUCCGCCCUUAUCUCCUCCCCUGUUCCUGCCUGCAAGGUCACGGCACCGUCUUCACCUCGUGCGGAUGCAGGAAUUUGCACUGCUGGGCGAACCAGUUCAGACCAGUUCGUUAUCAGAGCGUCCCCAGACCUCCCGCCUCUGCCGCGGGUGUUCUCGGAGCAGGGGAAGGUGAUAAAUGACCGGGGGUGGGUGGGAUGUCUGUACCUGGUACCAACACAUCUGCCCGCUGCUAACGAGGUCCGGGGGCGUCACUGCCAGGGGGGAAUGCAGGGAGAUAAGGGGGAGGAGAGGCUGGAGGCGCCGGGCAGAGGUGUCCAGUGCCCGGCUGGCGCAGGAGGUGGUGAGUUGGAUGGGCAGAGAGUUUGGGAGACCCUCUGAGCCUCGUCCCCAGGGCUGCUGGGGAGCGGUGAUGCUGCAAGUGGGGCCCAAACCCGGCUGCAGCGGCAGGAGGUGAUCGGGACACGCUGGGAAGUGACGGACACGUUGGAAGGUGAUCGGGACACGCUGGGAAGUGACGGACACGUUGGAAGGUGAUCGGGACAAGCUGGGAAGUGACGGACACGUUGGAAGGUGAUCGGGACACGCUGGGAAGUGACGGACACGUUGGAAGGUGAUCGGGACACGCUGGGAGGUGACGCACACGGGCAGUUCCAGCAGCCCCCGGCCCGCCGCUCCUCCCGCAUGGCAGCAAAGCAGAUCCCACACCCCCGAGGGCCCCUCUCCACCCCUCUCCCUCUCCUGGGACAGGGGCCAGGACGUCCUUCGGGCAGGAUGUUCCCACCGCGGGGCUGCAGGAGGGGCUUCCCCAGGGAGCCCUGCCCGUGGGGGGAUGGAGCAGGGCCGUGCCCCCCUCACGGCCCCGAGGACGCCUGGGAUGAGCCGCCCUGGAAGCACCGGCGCAGGAGGGGCCGGGGAGGAUGGUUCCGGCCCAGCCCCAGGGACCCCAGACCCUUCCCUGAUGGCAUUCCUUGGAAUGAGGAAGAGGAGGACAGGAUAUGGGCACCCCAUGACUAUCCCCCAGCACCCCCCUGGGAUGACAGAGAAGAAAUCCGAGGACCUGUGGAUGACUUUGGAGAGGGCUGGGACCCGCAUCAUCCCAGGGGUCCCAGACCCUUCCCUGGCCCUGAUGGCAUCCCUUGGAACGAGGAGGAGGAGGACAGGAUAUGGGCACCCCAUGACUACCCCCCGCCCCCCUGGAAUGGCAGAGGACCUGAGGAGGACUUCACACAGGACUGGUUCCCGGAGUGGCAGCCUGGCCCCUGUCCUGAACCCCCCUUGGAGGAGGAGCAGCCCCCACCCUGGCAUCCAGCUGGCCCACCAGGGAGACGAGGGGGGUUCCAUGGCAGGGGCCCCCCCUGGGACUGUGACCCCCCCUGGGACUGUGACCCCCCCUGGGACUGCGACCCCCCCAGGGGGAGACACGGCCGACGCCCUCGCAGGAGCCGCCGGGAGCUGACCCUGAUCCCGUGUGGGUGGGGUCCCAGACCCCCCAGAGGGCACAAACCACCCUCCAGGGCCUCUCCUCCCCGCCCCAAGACGAGCCAGCCGGAGGCCAGGAAAGAGCUGCAGCCCCCUGAUCCUCCCCAGCCACCCGUGUCCCCCCAGGGUCCUGUGGAGAGGCCGGAACAGAGCCAGGACCUGCCAGAGGGGAGUGGGGAGGUCCCCAAGACCCCUGAGCCAGCCAGGACCCCUCCGAGGAGCCCGGCCACUGAUCCCUGCGCUGCGGGGCCGGAGCAGGCGGCUCCGGGGACACCGGUUGAGCCAGGAGCUGAGCAGACACCUCUGGGCAGCCAGGACCAGGAUCCCUGUGCUUUGGGAGCGGAGCCAAUCCCACUGGAGGAGAACUCUGCCAGGGCAGGGGAGCACCUCGAGGUAGAGCAGGGCAGUCCAGCUGUCCCCGAGGCUGGCACAGGUGAUGGGUCACAUCCCCACAGCCCAACAGCCCCUCUGGAUCCCACUGAGAGGGAACACCCAGCAUCCAGCUGCUCUGCAGAGGUGGGUGCUGAGCUGAGCCCACAUUCCCGGGGAGAGCAGCAUUUGCCAAGUGGAGCUGGAGAAGCCGAGGCAGAAGCUGCCCAUGAUGGGGUGGGUCUCAGAGCAUGGGGCAGCUCUGUGGCGUGUCCCCCUCCCCAGCUUCUCGAGAGCCUUCAGCCACCUGAAAACUCUCAGGUCCCGCCAGGACCUGCAGCAGAAGCUGAUGCAGAGCCCAGCCAGGCUUCUCCUGAUCCCUGCACCUCACCAAGGACCUCACCAGAACCCCAGCACUCUCCUGGCUCCAGUGAGACAAACCUGGCUGGGGAUGGACAGCAGCAGCUCUGCUUCAGCCUCCCGACACCCUCCCCAUCCCGCCGGGAUCUCCGCUCCGCCGCCGUCCUCGCCAGGAAGGAGGCCAUCGAGCUGUCGUACCAGCGGUUCAGCCUCAACUUCGCGGUGGUGGCCACGAUGCUGCUGCAGAAGGAGCCCUCCAUGGAGGCAACCCUGGGGCUGGCACUCAGGGCCAGCCUGCGCCAGGGCCGGAUCCACCACCUGCAGGAGCUGGAGAAUUUCAUCGACAGCUACGACUCGGCCACCCCCAGCCCCUGAGGAGACACCCCCCGUCCAGCCGGGCUGGGAGGGAUGGGGAGCUGUGCCAGGGCACUGCUGUGCUCAGGUGGUGCUGAGCCUGCGGGUCAGGGUGGCAUGGACAUGUUGGCAGUCCCACCAUAUCUCUUGGAGAGGGAGGAAGGUGGGGGUAUGCUUAGUUUUAGCCCUGCCCAAACCUCUGUGUGCAGCCAAAGGAGGAGCUGGUGUUACUGGCUGGUGGUGGGAGGGAGGGAGAGCAGCAGCCCCUCUCCUCCAUCCAGGCUCCUCACUCCAUUCCUGAUUCCCUGGGAUGUGCCCACAAACCCCUGGAGUUGUUCUUGGUUUAAAAUCUAAAAAUAAACCCUGUUCUUGUUGCA